Myripristis murdjan (pinecone soldierfish) is the source of this 3611-nucleotide messenger RNA. Its product is annotated as protein pim1-like. The record is from RefSeq and is a predicted model, not a curated record. Bases 804 to 2396 code for a protein of 530 amino acids. Lineage: Eukaryota; Metazoa; Chordata; Actinopteri; Holocentriformes; Holocentridae. The transcript has 15 exons.
GUGGCCUCGCCCAAACUGAAACUACAAUCAUGCGGCUACACCCACCAGAAACACGGCACACAGCUCCAUGUCGCCCCCUGGUCACCUCCCAAGGACCCAGGGAAACAGAAGUGAGCCCUAGAUAUCAGCAUAAGUCGACUUGGAGUAUGAACAUCGUGAAUUGGCUGUGGAUCUGCUGUGCUGGGGAAGUGGGGAGCUGGGCCAGACGGGGCAUGGCAGGCCAGGGGAGGUCAGCCCAGACGAGGCCCACCUGAAAGAGUUCACUACCUCCAGGUUGGGCACGGUCAAGCUGCUGGCAUGUGGGUCCAGCCACUCGGUCGUGGUUACAGCAAAUGCAGUGGAUGUGUUCUCACAAUGGGGACUGAUCGGAGUGUGUAAGGAAGCACCCUCUCCAGGGAUAAUUUGUUAAGGUGGACAACAGGAUUUUUUCAUGGGGAAAUGGCACUAGUGGACAGCUCGGUGAUGGAGAGAGGACAGUGAAGGACCGACCCGUUGAGAUCAAGUUUACAAAGGAGCAAACAAUUAAAGGAAGUGAUGCUAACGUCGAAGGGGUCAAUGUAGUGGGCGUUGCCUGUGGGAGCAGACACUCCUUCAUAUGGACAGACUCUGGGCAGGCCUACAGUUUUGGGAACAACUUUUACACCCAGCUGGGAUACGACUUCAGGAGGGCUGACUUCAAAGAGCACCAGCUGGCACCUUGCUUAUUCCAGAAUCUUCCACCGUCUCUAAGAAUAUCUCAAGUGGCCUGCGGAGAGCGACACACACUCUUUGCGCUGGACAACGGCAGUGUGGCGGCAUGUGGGAUGAAUGACUAUGGUCAAAUUGGCAGUGGCUCUAAUGAAAAAGCCGUUGUUCCUCGCUUUGUGGAGUGUCUGGAUGGAGUGUCAAAGAUCACUUGUGGGGCAAACCACAAUCUGGCACUAAGAGGUGAUGGGAGGUUGUUUCAGUGGGGCUGUGGACGGGCAUGUGGGAACACCAGGAAUAACAUCCUCUGCCCAGAAGAAGUGAAGUUGCCUGAUUCAAAUGUGAAAGACAUUGAUGCAGGAUGUUGGCACAGCUUGCUGCUUACAGAUUGUGGGAAUGUCUUCUCCUGGGGGAUGGGGCAAGAGGGGCAGCUUGGACUUGGAGAGAGCAAGACCUGUGUCUCCAUACCCUGUCUCCUUGGUUACUCACACCUAGCUGGGGUCAGACAGAUACAAGCAGGGGACAGCUAUAGUGCAGCUGUCACAGCAGAUGGAGAGCUGUAUCUAUGGGGUCGGAUCCCCCAUGUGUCCCGGGACAGUGACCCUCCAGGCUUCAGAAGAGUCUGGACCCCACAGUUUGUUCCACUUGGAGGCAGAAAGGUGUUUAAAGUGGCGUGUGGUACCUGGCAUAUGAUGGCCCUCACCACAAGGAGCAGAGACACGAAAUGGGAAUGUGCACUCACAGAAACUGGAGCUCGGUUCAAAGACCUUGUCUGCAAUCCCCCACCGAUGGAGCGCACCGAGAAGGAAAACAUAGUGCAACAGGACUUGAGGCACGUUCGAAACAAGCUGCACGGAGGUCCGGGAAAACCUGAGGGCUCUGGGGAGCAAGAGGACGAUGAAGAAAGCAAGAGUGCAGAGGAAGGAGAAGGAGACGAAGAAAGAGCAAAAGAAGAGGAGGGAGAUGGAGCGUUACACAAUCCAGCAGUUGCCGCGGCCAGGUCUCCGACGGAGAAGGACGGGGCAGGAAAUGGCCGCUCAUCAAUCAAAUCUGACAAGUGGGAUGGAGGGGAGAGUGGCAGGACAGCAGGACCAGGGGAGCUGAGGAGGGAGUGGUGCACAGCAGGAAGAGGGGGAGAGGUAGUCUUCACCACUCUGCAUCUUUUACCUAAAUCAGAGGGGCAGCGAAGGAGGCCCCGUGCCAGCGCCCUGCCCGUACUCCUGACAGGACAACAGUCUUGUCAGGGAGUUGUGGCUGAGGCUCAACAGGUAAAACCCACACACCAGUCGGAGUUGGUCCACAAAUCUGCAAGUGAUGGCUGCAUUUUGCUGAGUCCCAGGCCCAGACCCAAACCCAGACCUCCCAAUAGGUGGACAGGUCUGGAGCCUCAGACUGGUAAACCUUCUUGUUACCAUCCAAGUACAAGACCAGUCACAAGCCUAAAGAGUCUGACUUUUAACCGUUCUUCUGACCAUCUAAGCCUUGGACUAAGUGCCCAUCCGUGGGGACAGGAACAAGUUCAGAUAUUUUCCCCCCUUCCACCAGGACCACGACCCAAAAUCUCAAAAUCUCCAACUCCUUCCACUUCUGGCCUCUCCAGGCACCGUCCUAUUCUCAGACGAGCUAUUUCUUCCUCUUCUGCUUCUUGGAGAGAUGCGUCUGAGUCCAGAGAUCCGGUUCUACCCCACCCCAGACCUGGAAAAAACAGCUGAUGUGUCGGCAUUGGAGUCACAUAUGCAUAUUCACCCUUAUCUGCCAGGUUCAAUUAGGCCCUCACCAGGCUUUGUGCACUAUUUGAAAUCAUAAUCUUCUCAUCCCACAGCUGGCCAUGGAAACAAAAGGUGUACCAGACUAUGUUAUAUGACCAAGCUUUUCUGCAAAAAGACUAGAUGCUUUAUUCUCUUCAGUGACACUGGGCUUCAGUGGAAACUAAGGAUCAACCUCCACAUUUCCUCUUCCAACCUUUUAUUGUUAGUGAAGCACCUCUAACACAGUCUCCAGAUCAGCACUGACGUGCAUUACUUGACCCUAUACAAUGUUUUGGCUAAUGUAUUUUCCUCAACAUUGGCAUAAACCGUCUCAGUCAAUGUUACACAUGAACUUUGACUCCAUCUGAAAAUAUUAGAUUGUUUGAAAACGCAGUGAAAGCCCUUUAUAGGAAUUACAGCUUUUUUUGAACAUGAUUCACCCCACCUCAGUCUUCCAAGCUGCAAACUUUGUCUUAGUUUCAAUACCAGUGUUGUUUGUUAAAGACAUCAUGUUCCUUGCCUCUCUGAUCUGGCCUUCUUGUAAGACAUUUCAUGGUGCAGUGUUUCCAGGGCCGCCCGUCCCUGCUGUAUCAGUCACAUGUGCGUGCUGCCAUGGCUCUUUUAAGUGUGAGAAAUUGAUUUGAUGCAGAGAUAAUACUAUAUGAUGGGGUCUCUCUCCAAGUAAAAUAGGAUCAUUAUAGGAAACACAGCUUUUGAGUCUGCGGCCCGCUUGGUUUAGGCUGCUUUCCUCUGUUCUUCUCCUACUCUUCUGGAAAGAGGCUCUUCAUUAGCUUGUAUGCAAACUGAUCCUUUGCCACAUUGUGGACUACUACCACAUGGUAUUUCCUUGUGUCAGGAUCUUAUUAUGGGUGGCACUUACUGAAAAAGCUGUUGCAAUGUGUUCACUCUAUCUACUAUCUAAAAGCACUCAUAAAAAUAAUUUAGCACAUAAUGACAUGGUGUGUGUUUGGUUGAAACAUGUUAUUUGGUAAUGUGUUACAGUAACACCAUUAUCUCUCCCAGUAACAACAAAUACUGUUCAAAUUAAAAAAAAAAAUAAAAAAAAAAAAAAUACCUGCAUUUUUAGUCCAGCUAAAUAUCAGAUUAAAACUGAAUCAUCAAAAAUGGAUGAUUAUCUCUGUCUUCUAGUUUUUUUUUUUGGACAAACAGAACAAAGAG